Cariama cristata (Red-legged seriema) is the source of this 1235-nucleotide messenger RNA. RefSeq names its product AHA1, activator of heat shock 90kDa protein ATPase homolog 1 (yeast) (gene AHSA1). The annotation marks the transcript as partial. Gene Ontology annotation, molecular function: ATPase activator activity; protein-folding chaperone binding. Gene Ontology annotation, biological process: positive regulation of ATP-dependent activity; protein folding. The record is from RefSeq and is a predicted model, not a curated record. The transcript is spliced from 8 exons. Lineage: Eukaryota; Metazoa; Chordata; Aves; Cariamiformes; Cariamidae. Gene Ontology annotation, cellular component: cytosol.
UGUGUGCUGGCGGCGUGGCCUGCCCCAGAGUCUCAUGCUGCUCGGUUUUCUCGCAGGACAGAGCGGGAUGCCUCCAACUGGUCCACAGAGCGGCUGAAAACUCUCCUUCUGCCUGUAAGGGUGGAGAGUGAGGAAGGAGCUUGUGAGGUGACAGAAGUGAGCAAACUGGAUGGAGAGGCCUCCAUUAACAACCGCAAGGGGAAACUUAUCUUCUUCUAUGAGUGGGCUAUCAAGCUGGCAUGGACUGGGACCUCAAAGACUGGAGUGAAAUACAAAGGUUAUGUGGAGAUUCCUAAUCUCUCAGAUGAAAAUGAUAUCGAUGAAGUUGAGAUCCAUGUCAGCCUUGCUAAAGAUGAACCUGACACUAACUUGAAGACUCUGAUGAAGCAAGAGGGUGCAAAAAAAAUCAGAGACGCAAUGAAAACUUACAUCAGCACUCUCAAAACAGAAUUCACCCAGGGCAUGAUUUUGCCCACAGUGAAUGGUGAACAUAUGGAAACAACACCUCAGGUGACUCCUAAAGCAGAAGACCGCAAGAUGGCAGCUAGCAGCAGUACUGCCCCAUCGCAGUCCAAAUCCAUAGGAGUCAAGAUCCCUACCUGUAAGAUCAGCUUGAAGGACACCUUCUUAACAUCUCCUGAGGAGCUCUACCGGGUAUUUGUUACUCAAGAGAUGGUCCAAGCUUUCACCCAUGCACAAGCCACCUUGGAGGCUGAUAAAGGAGGCAAGUUUCAGUUGCUGGAUGGAAGUGUCACAGGAGAGUUUGUUGACCUAGUCCCUGAGAAGCAACUUGUUAUGAAAUGGAGAUUUAAGUCUUGGCCAGCUGGCCACUUUGCAACAAUUACCUUGAACUUCACUGACAAAGGUGGUGAGACGGAGGUGUGCUUGGAAGGCAAGGGCUUUCCUGCCAGUGAGGAGGAAAGAACAAAGCAAGGCUGGCAGCGCUACUACUUCGAGGGCAUUAAACAGACAUUUGGCUAUGGUGCCCGCUUGUUUUAAUACCAGUUGCUGGGAAGGCUCUGCCUGAAGACUCUGCCACAUGGACUGAUAAAUUUCUCACCUGUCCCUUUCUAAUCUUGGCCCUGCUGCUGGGUAAAGUGGGAUGACAGGUGAUGAGGAAGGCUAUUGAGCAGCACCACUUUCAGUCCCUCACUGCUUUGUGCAUGUCUUGUGCUGCAGGGGAUUCUCUUACAUGUACAUACUUCUAUUGCUAAAUAAACCUAACUUAAAAAAAA